This is a messenger RNA of Hipposideros armiger (great roundleaf bat), 1677 nucleotides long. It is a transcript of the gene CLDN14, whose product is annotated as claudin 14. Gene Ontology annotation, cellular component: bicellular tight junction; membrane. NCBI's taxonomy places the organism in Eukaryota, Metazoa, Chordata, Mammalia, Chiroptera, Hipposideridae. Gene Ontology annotation, molecular function: structural molecule activity. The coding region runs from base 656 to 1378 and encodes 240 amino acids. The transcript has 2 exons. The record is from RefSeq and is a predicted model, not a curated record.
UUGUUCACCAGGACAGAACUAAGGCCUGCCUGCUACAAUGCUAAGGCAUUUAAGCCCUGUCUAUGUUUUUAAAUCCACCUUUUUUAAAAAGAUGACGGCAUAGGCUCCCUGUGGAAGUAUCGCUUGUUACUAAGCAAAUCUUUCAUCGUGAUUUAGUAGGGGGUUUCUUCACAACGGGCCCAGAAUUAAAGACAAGAAGGCCUGUGGGACCCCAGGGACAGCUCACAGUGAGCGUCUGCCGUGCCUGGGAGCCGCCCUGCCAGCCCACGGUGUGACCCCUGCAGGCUUCCUGGCAUUGGCGCAGAACAUUCCUCUGCUCUGAGAAGGAGGCAGCAGGUUUCGCCUCCUGAAUUCUUCCCCGCUGUUGGACGCUGAAGUGACUCAGCAGCAGCACAGAAGCUUUCUUUCUCUCUCUGUAAAGCCAGAAGACAGUUUGGGACCAUGAAGCCCUGCUCCCUCAUUUUAAAGAGGAGGGAACUGAGCCCCAGAGAGAGGCCCCAAGUCACCCAGUGGGUGGGGGUGGACACAGUGCCCAGGCAGGAGAUAGCAGCUAGUGGUGUCCACUGAGGUAGUUCUGUUCUCACUGCCUCCCUGCCUCCCAAGAUUUCGACUCCCGCGGGCACCUGAGCGAGCGCGGCAGCUGCCCGGCGGGGCCAUGGCCAGCACGGCCGUGCAGCUCCUGGGCUUCCUGUUCUGCUUCCUGGGCAUGGUGGGCACGCUGAUCACCACCAUCCUGCCGCACUGGCGCAGGACAGCGCACGUGGGCACCAACAUCCUGACGGCCGUGUCCUACCUGAAGGGGCUGUGGAUGGAGUGCGUGUGGCACAGCACGGGCAUCUACCAGUGCCAGAUCUACCGCUCGCUGCUGGCGCUGCCCAGCGACCUGCAGGCGGCCCGCGCGCUCAUGGUCAUCUCCUGCCUGCUCUCGGGCGUGGCCUGCGCCUGCGCGGUGGUGGGCAUGAAAUGCACGCGCUGCGCCAAGGGCACGCCGGCCAAGACCACGUUCGCGGUGCUGGGCGGCGCGCUCUUCAUCCUGGCCGGCCUGCUCUGCAUGGUGGCGGUCUCCUGGACCACCAACGACGUGGUGCAGAACUUCUACAACCCGCUGCUGCCCAGCAGCAUGAAGUUCGAGAUCGGGCAGGCCCUGUACCUCGGCUUCAUCUCCUCGUCCCUGUCGAUCAUCGGCGGCACCCUGCUCUGCCUGGCCUGCCAGGACGAGGCGCCCUCCAGGCCCUCCCAGGCUCAGGCCAGGGCCACCACUGCCACCGCGGCCACCACCGCGCCCUCCUACCGGCCACCCACCGCCUACAAAGACAACCGGGCUCCCUCGAUCACCUCGGCUUCCUACAGCGGGUACAGGUUGAACGACUACGUGUGAGUCCCCAGGACCUGCCCCUCCCUGAGCACCGUAAGACAUCAGGACGCAGGACCACGGCACAAAGUUUACUUCUGGGCUGUUUUUUGUGCCCAAAGGCAUAAUGUGAACUGAGGAAGUGGGCUUAGAACACAGGGAAGGAGGGGGAACUGAGAACAGGAGAAAAGCUCUGUAUACCAAAGACUUAAAAAAACAAACAACAACCCUUUCUGUUUUUGUAUUUAUUAUAUGUAUUUAUGUGGGUGAUUUAAUGACAGCCGAAUUAAAAGUGAAUGGGAGUUUGGUGAGUGGGGUUUAUUUGC